This is a messenger RNA of Aphanomyces astaci, 3035 nucleotides long. RefSeq lists its product as hypothetical. Bases 1 to 2970 code for a protein of 989 amino acids. Gene Ontology annotation, biological process: peptide catabolic process. NCBI's taxonomy places the organism in Eukaryota, Oomycota, Saprolegniomycetes, Saprolegniales, Verrucalvaceae. The transcript has 7 exons. Gene Ontology annotation, molecular function: metal ion binding; metalloendopeptidase activity. The record is from RefSeq and is a predicted model, not a curated record. Gene Ontology annotation, cellular component: cytosol; mitochondrion.
AUGAGACCGAGCGCGUUUUGGUCGCGUGGCGGUAGUAAGUGGUGCAAUGGCAUCGAGGUGUCGCUUCAAGACUCGCGAUUAUAUCGUGCAUUCACCCUUCCCAACUGCCUGGAGGUUCUGCUUGUGAGCGACGCGGCAUCGGAGAAAGCAGCGGCUGCGAUGGCGGUCCAAGUCGGCCAUCAAAGCGAUCCAGCGGAUAUCCCCGGACUCGCGCACUUCCUGGAGCACAUGCUGUUCCUUGGCACGGAAAAGUUCCCGGAUGAGACGUCGUACAAGAAGUACUUGAGUGCCCAUGGCGGCCGCAGCAACGCGUCGACGUCGGCUGUCGACACCAACUACUACUUUGACGUUGGACCGGCGCAUUUGCAUGGAGCGUUAGAUCGCUUUGCGCAGUUUUUCGUCGCGCCGCUGUUCACGCCAAGUGCCACCGAGCGGGAAAUGAAGGCCGUGGACGCCGAGAAUGCCAAGAACUACCAGAACGACGCACGGCGACUGUACCAACUCAGCAAAUCGCUGGCCAACCCAUUGCAUCCAUUUCAUAAAUUCGGAACGGGCAACUUGCACACGUUGGGCCAUCGUCCCCAAACGCUGGGCCUCGACAUUCGAAAUGAGCUGCUGGCGUUCUACGACCGGCACUACUCUGCGAACGCAAUGAAACUCGUCGUGUAUGGCAAGGAAGACUUAAACAUCCUUGAAGACUGGGUCACGACGUUGUUUUCCCCAGUUGUAAACAAAAGCGUUCAGCCGUUGGUGCAAGACGGCCACCAUCCCUACGAACCCCCCCAGCAAAACCGAGAAAUCCACGUCGUGCCUGUGAAGGACUUGAGGAUGUUGGACCUGUCGUUCCCCCUGCCAACCGUGCAAGACCAGUACUUGAGUAAACCCCACCGAAUUCUAUCGUAUGUGCUGGGAUAUGAAGGGCGCGGGUCACUGCUCGCGUACUUUAAGGCCAUGGGCUAUGCCAACAGCCUCUCUGCGGGAAUUUCUAAGGAUUUUGCCGACUGGUCGCUCUUCUCCGUCAAGAUCAAUCUCACGCACGAGGGCGUGGCCAACUACCGAGCGAUGGCCCAAGCCGUGUUUCACUACAUCGACCUCGUGAUGGCAGCACCGCCAGAUGCGCUUGCCACGUACUUUCAUGAAGCGCAGGCCCUCGCGACCCUUGGCUUUCGAUUCCGCAACCAAGAGCAGCCCAUCCACUACGUCUCUUGGCUGACAUCCAACAUGCAAAAGUACCCCGUCCACCAUGUGGUGGCAGGUCCGUCGCUCCUUCACGAACACGACGACGCGGAGGUUCGGCAGCUGCUGGCGCUGCUCCACCCGUCCCGCGUCCGCCUCACGCUCGUAAGCAAGUCAUUGACGCCGGACGCCACCGAGCCCUGGCUCCACGCCGCGUACUCGGACUCGCCGCUGUACUCCUCCGCCUCCCCCUCCUCCAUGGAGUCGCCGGCCAUCGACAUGGCGGAGCUGCAUCUCCCGCCGCUGAUCAACCCGUUCAUCCCCACGUCGUUCGACUUGCUGCCGUCGUCCAAUCCGUCGACUCACGACAUGCACGUGCUCCGAGACGACCAUCGCGGUCGCGUGUGGUUCAAACCCGGCAACAGCUUUGGCAAGCCCAAAGCCAGCGUCCGGCUUAAGAUCUACCACUCUGUCGCAUACGCGUCCCCGCUGCACGCAGUCCUCACGGAGCUGUUUGUAUCGUGUGUACGCGACAAAGUGUCCCAGGACCUGUACGACGCCGACGUGGCGGGGACGAGCGUGGGUCUGUCGUCGGCGCCCACGGGGGUGACGCUGCAUGUGGACGGGUACAGCGACACGCUGCCGCUCGUGGUGGCCAAAGUGGCGGCGAUCGUCGCGAGUCCCGUCGACAUGGAGGCAUCGUUCGCCCGGCUCAAGGACAAACUCGUGCGCGGGUACGCCAACGCGGCGCUGGACGAGCCCCAUGUCCAUGCCGCCGCCCUCCGGACGUGGGUGUUGACGACGCCGGUGUGGACCACGCCUGAAAAACUCGACGCGGCGACCGACGACGUGACGUGGCAGCACCUGGUGCAACAUGCGACGGUGCUGUUCCAGGAUGGGUUCAAAGAAGCGUUCGUGUAUGGCAACGUGGACAAGGACGUAGCCCUGGAGAUGGUUGCAAGCGUGGACCGGGCGGUCGUGGGGCGGCCAGACGACAACAUCAUCAGCGGGACUCGAAACGAUGGGGCGAUCGACGACGACGAAGGGGCCCCCUUGAUGCCCAGUCCCCGUCGCAACGUCAGACUCGAUGGCAACUACGUCGUGCGCGAACGCAACCCGAACCCGUCCAACCCGAACGCCGCGGUGCUCGUGCUGUUUCAACUGGGGCAGGACUCGACCUCUCUUCGCGCCACCAGUGUGCUGCUGGCCCACCUGGUCAAAGUGCCGUGCUUUUCCACGUUGCGAACCACGGAGCAGCUGGGGUACUUGGUCUCUAGCGGUCAGUACAUUGCCAACAACGUCAUCUACCUGUCCAUGAGUGUCCAGUCCAACAAGUAUUCUCCGCUGCACUUGCAAUCGCGGCUGGAUGCGUUUUGCGAGUCGUUUCGGGUGCAUCUCCAAACGCUGUCAGGUGAUUUGUUUCAGCAACACCAAGCCGCCGUGGUGGCGCAGCUGAUGGAAGCGCCCAAGACGUACGAAGAAGAAAGCGCACGGCUGUGGCAUGAAAUCGCCGGAGAAACGUACGAGUUCGACCGCCGCGAGCAGGUUGCCGCCGUGGUGCCGACAGUGACGCUGGCGGACGUGGUCGACGUGGUUGACACGAAACUCGCGGGUGUGGCGACUCGCCAUCGCUUGUGCGUGCAGAUCUUUGCGCCAACCCACGACAUGCACAUGGACGGGGAGGAGGAAGGUGCGACAGUGAUCGUAGACCGAGCCGAGUUCAAGCGACACUUGGGUUUGUUUCCGGCACGAACGAGAGUCAGUGCCGGAGCGAUACCUCUAGCCAAGCUGUAGAUAUUACCUGGCUCAACUACUUCAUCGUCAUGAGUCGUCCUUUGUCUCCUUGAGAUGAAAACAAU